AUGGCGUGGGUUGUGGCGAUCCCCUCCUUCGAUCGCUUGGGCUCCAUCAAAAGUAGGACCUUGCAGGUCCUUUUGUCCUCGGGCAUAUCUGCGACUCGGAUCUACGUCUUUGCCGAUCCCACGCAGUACACCCAGUACCUCAAGGACCUGCAAAGUUUAGGUAUUCACGUGAUCAAAGGGGAGCGGGGAGUGUGCAAUCAGCGGAAUGCGAUCAUGCGGCACUUCAAGCCCGGUGACCGCAUCGUGGAAAUGGACGACGACAUCAAGGGCUUGGUCACAACCACCGGGGCUGUCAGAAGCGACAAGUCGGCUAAGACGGUGAACGUGCCCAAUGAGAAUCUGGAGCUGAUCCUGGAUCAUCUGUGGGAGAUCGCGGACCGGGAGAAGUGUCAGCUCUGGGGCCUCUACCCCGUGUCGAACCCCUGGAUGCUCUCGCGGACCUAUGCGCUGGGUCUGGCCAAGAGCACGGCGCAGCUGCAGGGCUACUACAACCCGAAGGACUUUCACCUCACCGUCCCUGUCAUGGAGGACUACGAGAGGAUUCUCCAUUUCUACAGCCAGGGCAACUCAUGCAUGCGCUGCGACUUUCUGGCAGUGAAAACGGACAACCGGGGCAAGGGCGGCCUGGACUCUGCUCUCACAGAGUGCCAUGUGCAGAAGGAGAAGGACCGUAAGGUGAUGCACCACCCACGGGAGGUCCAAGAGGCCGCCGCGGUCAAGGAGCUGCAGCGGCGGUUCCCGGCCUCGGUGGCCAACGUGAGCGGGCCCAAGCCGGUGCAGAAGAAGGUGCCGGUCCACGGCAAGGUCUUGUACUACCCCUGCGGCUGGCGCCUCAUGUUCAAGGGCCGCAAGCGCUUCAUCUCGGCCCUGGACGUCUCCGGCCGCUUCGCGGAGCUGCUGGGCCUGGGCGCAGGUGUGGAAGCCACGGAGGCCGUGGCCAAUGGGGGCGUCAUCGACCUCCGAAGAGAAAAGGAUAAGGAGAAGAAGCGGGAGGAAGCCUCGGAGGAGAGCAGCAGUGACAGCCUGGUGGAUGAGCUGAUCCUCAGGAAUCUGGAUACCAGCGACCUCAAGGACCUGUGCCGAGAGGCGGGCCUCGCGGCCAGCGGCGCCCGAGCCCAGCUCAUCGCUCGCCUCCUGGGGUCUUCCGAGCCACGCGCCGAGACUUGGCGCCGCUUUGAGGAGGACAAGGAGCCCAAAGCUUCCCGACGCGCCGAGCACGAGGAGAGCCUGGAAGAGCUGCAGCGCCUGGAGGCGAUCUUCGCCCAGGCGGAGCUGGAGGAGACGCAGCGGCGGCAGGUGGAAGCGGAGGCGGCGCGGGCGGCGCAGGAGGAGGAGAGGCGGCUCAAAGAGCUUCAAGAGCGACAGGAGGAGGAGAGGCGUGCGGCGAGCGUCGCCAUGCGGGCCUUGAUCCAAGCGGAGCAGGCGCGGGAGCAACAGCAGCGACGGCUGGGGCACCAGGCCGCGCAGAUCCUCGAGUCCCUCCGCGCGCCGCCGCCGGCCGCGACGGCGGGCGCCAUGAAGGCGGUGAGCGCCCCGAGUGCGGCGUCGGAAGGCCUGGCGCAGCCCACCUUGCCGGUGGUAAGGGUCUGGCAGCCUCGCCAGAACGCGGCGCUGCGGCACUUGAUGCCGCUGCACAGGACGGACGCAGUUGCAUCCCUGGCCUGGCGAGCUUUCUGCACGUUUGGCGGCAGAAGCGCCUGCAGCUGCGCCGGCCGUGCCAGCCGCGCCGGCCGCGCCGGCUGCGCCGGCUGCGCCGGCCGCGCCGGCUGCGUCGGCUGCGUCGCCUGCGCCGGUUGCGCCUCGACUUUGGCGCAGGUGCCGGGCAACAUAGCGUGA
Messenger RNA from Effrenium voratum, 1836 nucleotides. The record is from the annotation of a GenBank genome assembly. NCBI's taxonomy places the organism in Eukaryota, Dinophyceae, Suessiales, Symbiodiniaceae.